Messenger RNA from Hemisphaericaspora subhashii, 1590 nucleotides. RefSeq names its product amidophosphoribosyltransferase (gene ADE4). The record is from RefSeq and is a predicted model, not a curated record. Gene Ontology annotation, biological process: purine nucleotide biosynthetic process; purine nucleobase biosynthetic process. NCBI's taxonomy places the organism in Eukaryota, Fungi, Ascomycota, Pichiomycetes, Serinales, Debaryomycetaceae. The coding region runs from base 1 to 1590 and encodes 529 amino acids. Gene Ontology annotation, molecular function: amidophosphoribosyltransferase activity. The transcript has a single exon. Gene Ontology annotation, cellular component: cytoplasm.
AUGUGUGGUAUCUUAGGUGUAGUCGUUGCUGACCAACGUAAAAACGUAGCUGCCGAAUUAUUCGAAGGUGCUAUGUUUUUACAACAUAGAGGUCAAGAUGCAGCCGGUAUAGUUACUUGUGGAUCAGGAGGACGAUUCUAUCAAUGUAAAGGAAACGGUAUGGCUCGUGAUGUUUUCACCCAAUCCAGAAUGAAUAAUCUUGUUGGAAAUAUGGGGAUUUGUCAUUUACGUUACCCUACUGCUGGUUCAAGUGCUGGAAGUGAAGCACAACCAUUUUAUGUCAAUUCACCAUAUGGGAUCACUUUGAGUCAUAAUGGUAAUUUAGUCAAUUCUAUUGAAUUAAAACAACAUUUGGAUGAAGUUGUUCAUCGUCAUAUUAAUACUGAUUCUGAUUCUGAAUUAUUGAUUAAUAUCUUUGCUGCUGAAUUGGAUAAAUUUAAUAAAUCAAGAGUUAAUAAUGCUGAUGUGUUUUCGGCUUUAACUGGAACUAUGAAUAUGAUUAGAGGGGCAUAUGCUUGUGUUGCCAUGUUAGCAGGGUAUGGUAUUAUCGGAUUCCGUGAUCCAAAUGGUAUUAGACCACUUUUAUUUGGUGAAAGAGUGAAUUCAGAUGGUAAGAAGGAUUAUAUGUUAGCUUCUGAAUCGGUUGUAUUAAAAGCUCAUGGAUUUCAUAAAUUUAGGGAUAUUCAUCCUGGUGAAGCUGUUAUUAUUAGAAAAGAUGGUCUUGAACCUGAAUUCAAACAAGUAGUUGAACCAAAGACUUUUUCACCUGAUAUUUUCGAAUAUGUUUAUUUCGCCAGACCUGAUUCUGUCCUUGAUGGUGUUUCUGUAUAUAGAUCAAGAAUUGAAAUGGGUAUUAAAUUGGCUGCAAAGAUCCAACAAACUUUGUCCAAAGAAGAAACUAUUGAUGUUAUUAUUCCUGUUCCUGACACUGCCAGAACUUCAGCAUUCCAAUGUGCAGUUAGUUUGAAUGUUCCAUAUCGUGAAGGAUUCAUUAAGAAUAGAUAUAUCGGUAGAACUUUCAUCAUGCCUGAUCAACAAGAAAGAAGAUCAUCAGUUCGUAGAAAAUUAAAUGCUAUGGAAUCAGAAUUCCAAAAUAAGAAUGUUUUAUUGGUGGAUGAUUCUAUUGUUAGAGGUACUACUUCAAAAGAAAUCGUUGCCAUGGCUAGAGAAGCCGGUGCCAAGAAAGUAUAUUUCGCAUCUUGUGCCCCACCUAUUAGAUUCAAUCAUAUAUAUGGUAUUGAUUUAGCCGAUACCAAAGCCUUAGUUGGUUUCAAUCGUGAUGAAGAUGAAAUUGCCAGUGUAAUUGGUGCUGAUAAAGUCAUAUAUCAAGACUUAGCCGAUUUAGUUGAUUGUUGUAAAUCAGCAACCAUAAAUGAUUUUGAAGUUGGUGUUUUCACUGGACAAUAUAUUACUGGGGUUGAAGAUAAUUAUUUACAAGAAUUGGAAAAGAUUAGAGCUCAAAAUCAAAGAAUAAAAGAUCAAAGAAGUAGAGGAUUGAGUAUUGAUGCAUGUAUUGAUCAAGAUGAUCUUAUUGAUGUCAAGGCAGAAGUUGAUAUUAGUAUGUAUAACAGAGGUGAUUACAAUGAUUGA